AUGUUGAUCAAGUUCAUCGCGUAUAAUACAAAGGAUGGGUAUCAUCGCUCCAACAAGACAUCACAACAGCCUAGGAGGCCGAAGCUAGAAUCCAUGUCUAACAAUAAUUUACUGGAGAAUCCGGCAGAUCUCCUUCGACAAGUACGUGAGAACUUUAUCAUCGAGCAGGAUGUAGAAUCGCUAGCAGCCAUUGAUGAGAAGGCUAGUCAAAUCAAGGCCAAAUCGCAAGAAGAGCUACGAAGAAGCAAGAUGGAGAUUUCCAACUUGGAACUGCAACUGAAGUCGAAGGAGACCAGGAUUGGCGUUCUUGUGAACGAGUUGGCGCAAGUGAAGGAUGAAUCGCAGGACCUGAUGGGGAAGAAUGAUCUGCUUAGCUUCGUCAAGCAGCUGGAUGAACUAGAACAAUCAGUAGUCCAGCUGCGAAGUGAGCUGGACGAACGGAUCGUUACACUGGUCAAGGGACAACGAUCAUCUACAACUGCAUCUGAACAGCCUUCUGGCGAGCUGAUAGAUGACGAAGAGCGGAAGGAUAUCCUACGGGACACUGUAGCGAGAGCUAACAUUCUUAAGCUGAAAUUAUACAGAUCGUUAGGCCUGGUGAUCGACGAUGCAAACGGCCAGGUCUUCAUCGAGAAAGAUAACUCGGAGAUCGACACGCUGCCCUUGGACAACGAUCUCAGCGAUUUCUUCAGGACAAAGUACAUCUGGGAUAGAAUCAAGGCAAACCGAUGA
This is a messenger RNA of Torulaspora globosa, 732 nucleotides long. It is a transcript of the gene SPC24, whose product is annotated as kinetochore-associated Ndc80 complex subunit SPC24. NCBI's taxonomy places the organism in Eukaryota, Fungi, Ascomycota, Saccharomycetes, Saccharomycetales, Saccharomycetaceae. The record is from RefSeq and is a predicted model, not a curated record. The coding region runs from base 1 to 732 and encodes 243 amino acids. The transcript has a single exon.